GUGUGUGUGUGUGUCAUGUCGAUGUCAGGGAAGCGAAACCUAAAGAGCCACUCGCAGUGUGUGUGUGUGCUGGCGUAUAAAGGAGCUGGGAUCCUCUCUGGGUGAGUCGCCACAGAUAGGUAAAGUGAGAACUUCACCAGUCCAGUCACCCUUAAAGUUAGAGCUCGACCUGUCAGUCACCAUGGGGGUAAAGGGCUUAUCUUCACUCCUGGAGGACAACAGAAGGAUCUCCCCGGACAUCCACUUCAGGGACAGCAAGCUGGUGGUGGAUGGAAACAACCUGCUCUACCACCUCUACUUCUCGUCCAACCUGGACCAGAACCACGGCGGGGAGUACCUGGCCUUCCAGGCAGAGGUCAAGGCUUUCUUCAAGACUCUGGCCGACUGUGGAAUCAAACCGUACGUGGUGAUGGACGGAGGCUCGGGCACCAGCGACAUCAAACUGGACACCCUCCUGGACCGGGCCAGAGGGAAGGUCCAGAAGACCCAUGACGCCGCUUUGACGGGCAAGAAGGUAAACAUCCUCCCCCCCGUUACCAAGCACGUGUUCCGACAGACGCUGAACGAGCUCAACGUGCCGAUGGUCAAGUGCUUCGGAGAGGCCGACUGCCAGCUGGCUGCCCUGGCCAAAGAGUGGUGCUGCCCGGUUCUGUCCACAGACAGCGACUUCUACAUCUUUGACCUUCCUGGGGGGCUUCUGCACCUGGAUCACUUCAGGUGGCGCGCAGAAACACGUCGUGGCAUCCCCUGCAGGCAAUACACCACGUCCAGCUUCUGCAGCGUCUUCCACAUCAACCCCCAGCAGCUGCCCGUCUUCGCCUCGCUGGCCGGGAACGACUACGUCAACCUCAGAGAUGUUAAGUGGGCCAGAUACCUUCCAGCGGGAAGUCCUAAAAUGAAGUUCAGUGCCGCUAACCUGGUGGGCCUCCUGAGUUGGCUGGGAGCCAGGACAGACCGGACGACAGAAGACACCCUGACAGCAGUGAUGAAACUCAUGCCCAGCAUGAGUCAACAGGCGCAGACGGAGGCGCGGACGAUGCUGAAGACGGCCAUGCUGGAGUACGAGCUCCCCAGCUCCUCUCUGCGGGGGUUCUUCAGCGAGGGAACCGUUCCGCCGCUGCCCGCUGAGAUGUUGAGCUGCGUCCCCGACUGGGUCCGCGCGCCCCUGGCCAGAGGAGAGCUGAGCGGUGACGUGUUGGACCUGCUUGUGCACAGGCGGAACAAACUGCAAACCCAGGUGGAGCGCAGCGACCUACAGAGCUCCAACCUCACCUCGAAGCACAUCCGGCAGGUGUGGUACGGGCUGCUGCUGGGCCAGGGGGGGGGUGAGGUGGAGGAGGUGGACCGGGACGGUCUGGAGCUCGCCAGUGUCAAGGUGCAACCGCUGGUCCAAGGAGCCGCUCAGACGCUGAGGCUGGACUCUCUGCCGCAGGCAGACCGCGCUGUGAGGCUGCAGGUGUGUCUGGAGACGUUGGGCGUGGAGGAAGAGACGCUGGAGGGAGUUCCGGCUCACCUGCGCCUCCCAGUGGCUGUGACCCGCUACUGGCUGAGGAGGGCCAGCCCUGAGGCGACGCUCCUCAAAGCUCUGCUGAUGGUCAUGGUCCAAGGAGAACUGACCCGACUGACAGGAGGGACAACAGGCUGGCAGGGGGAUACCAACCACAUCUCUCAGCCUCUGGACGGUGUCGUGGCUCACAGCUUCAACCAAUGGCAGGCCUGCCUGAAGGACGCCUCCCAGCUCAACCUGCUGCUCUGCAAGCCCCUCCCUGAACCCCACUUCGCCUGGUUGUUCCAGGGCAGGCUGGUGCACCGGCAGAUCCAGAAGCUCCAGGAGAGGGGGCCGUUGGAGCACAGUGCCGACUUCACCCGCCUCUACAGGAGCCUCCUGGGAGCAGUGACCCAGCCAGACCCCGGGGCCGACGGGAGGGCUGGGGGGCCCGAGGCCCAGCUGAGGGCCAGCAUGGGCCAUCUUCGUCUCAACCCCUAGGAGGGGCAGGAGGAGGAGGAGCUGGGCGGGGCUGAAGGCCUGGAUCAGGGAAGGGGAGGAGCUAAUGGAGCUGUUAAAUUAGUCCCCUCUCUUUGGACCUUCAUUCAUUCAUGUCUCCCAUGUCUUUUGGUCUCGUUUAAAAUUAUAAAUUCCGAGGUUAAAAAUAAAUUAUAAACAUAACAAUGUCAUUUUAAGUGCUUGGUGAGGGGGCGGGGGUUCAUAAAGAAAAAUGUCUGCUCAUAUUUCAUUGACGUGGAGAUUCAUCAAGUCCCACAGAGAUGGACUAGAACCAAAAUAACAUCCUGUUUGGCAGUCAGAUGACUGCCAAACAGGUUUUUCUCCAAAUACGUUUGUCAUUCAUUCAUCCUUCAACAUUAUAAACAAUUUGUUAGUCUGAUGAAAUGUUCUUUCUUGUCCCACGCAACUUUAAAGGGACGAUAUUUUGCCACCAGGUGUCACUGUGAUCAGCUGUUAUAAGCCGUUUGAAGACCUUCCUUUCCCUCUGUUUAAGUGACAUAACAAGUGGGCGUGUCCACCUAGAUGUCUGAUUGGAUAGAUCCGUCUCCCAGCCCACCCAGUGGACUGUAGCAAAUGUCGCUGAUCUAUCCAUCAUACAUCUCAGUGGACACGCCCCCUUGUGAAAACACAGGAAAAGGCAGAGUUCAAACAGCUUGUAACGGCUAAUCACACUCACACCCAAGGGCGUCAGUUUGUGUUUAGAAGUGGUGGGGACAAUAACCAUAAGCUUGAGUGUGGUUUGAAAAGUGCUGGGUACCCUUAUGUAAGCUAUUCAUCCAUUCAACGCUGCAUCACAAUAUGCGCUAGUCAGGUGUUGAAAAUCCUAUUCGAACAAUAAAAGUUGAAAACCACA
This is a messenger RNA of Gadus chalcogrammus (walleye pollock), 2858 nucleotides long. Its product is annotated as protein asteroid homolog 1-like. The coding region runs from base 182 to 1987 and encodes 601 amino acids. The transcript is spliced from 4 exons. NCBI's taxonomy places the organism in Eukaryota, Metazoa, Chordata, Actinopteri, Gadiformes, Gadidae. The record is from RefSeq and is a predicted model, not a curated record. Gene Ontology annotation, molecular function: nuclease activity.